UCCAGAGGAUCUCACACCGCCGAGCGCAGCUCUCAGCCCGGGUACGGAGUUCGCGUCGGCCCGCUGCGGAGGGAGGGAGGCGGAGGGGGUGUUUGCCACGAUAGGGGGGCUGACUUUGUCCGAUCCGAGGAAUGUGACGCACGGACUGGAAGGAGACCUGUAGGUCGGUGGUUUCACCGCGGAGAACCGUGAAAGACAAACGAGGGAAGAACUGAAGUAGUGCUGCAAAGGCGAAACUUCCCUGAGACCCUCAUUCUUGACUUUUGAUCAGACCCACCUUAACGAUGGCCCGUCGAUCCCAGAGUUCAUCGAUCGGAGAUAAUCCUCUGGACCCAAACUACCUGCCUCCACUCUACCGUGAGGGGUAUCGUUUGGCUAUUGAUGAGCUAAUAGAGAAGGACAUUGAGGGCUACAACGAGUUCAUCCAGAAGGAGGGUAUUGUAAAUUUUCUUGCCCAACCGGAAAUUGAGCACAUCAAGUCCACGCUUCAGAUACCCAACCAGACCUCGAACCUACCAGAGUUGACGUAUUAUGAGGGAGGUCAAGAGACCGAUGGGUCCUCUGGCACCUACUGGCCAAUGGAGUCGGACACGGCGGCACCGGGACUAGAUCUGGGAUGGCCACAGUUCACCUAUGCUGGACCCACAGAGGUCACCACACUGGUCAACCCCUCCGAACCUGACGUGCCAAGCAUUAAGGAGCGUGCACGGAGGCUCAUCAAGAAUGCACGACAAGUUAUUGCGAUUGCGAUGGACAUAUUUACAGACGUUGACAUUUUUUCAGAACUUUUGGAGGCAGCAGCACGCCAAGUUGCAGUCUACAUUUUACUGGAUGAGCAGGACGCUCAUCACUUUGUCUCUAUGGUCAGCAGCUGCAAAGUCAACUUGGACUUGAUUCAAAUGAUGCGCGUCAGAACCGUUGGGGGGAUAACGUAUUACUCUCGGACAGGAAAAUCCUUUAAAGGACAGAUGAAAAAUCGCUUUAUGUUGACUGACUGUAGGGCUGCGCUCAGCGGGAACUACAGUUUCAUGUGGUCCUACGAAAAGAUCCAUCGCUGCAUGGUGCAUCUCUUCCUGGGGGAGAUGGUUAACUCCUUCGAUGAGGAGUUUCGUAUUCUCUAUGCCCAGUCAGAGCCUCUGGUCAUCAACCAGUUCAGCGUACCACUUGCUAUCUCAGACCACACCGCUGGCAGUUAUUUACACACCCAGAUUGGUUUGAAGAGGACACAGUCUCUACUUAAUUCCAUUGGUUACAGGCAGCCGGAGAUUACCCCAGCCUUCCCCUACGGGGACGCAGACCGCAACCCUUUUAGAAGGAACGAUCCGUUUCGUCACACGCUUGAACCCAACGCAGGAAUUACCAUUGGAAAAUACUCUCAGCAACAGUUUCGUCUGCAGCAGUCUUACUUAGAUCAGGGGAAGUCCAUAGUGUCCAGGCAGAUGGAGAUGAAAUCAAGUGCCUUUAAGAGGCACAGCUAUGCAGAAGGAACGCAGGAAACCUACUCCUCUUCCAGACAAUUCAUGAAGCACAGAGUCAUGAACAAUCUGGAUGAGACAGAUUUUCACAGAGAGCAGUUUCAAAGCAGCCAUUACUACAGCGAAGGGCCUGGACCAGGUUCUGGCCAUGGACACUAUGAUAGGCUUCGAGGCUAUCCUUCACACCUCUCCCUCGACCAGUAUUCAGACUCAAGCUAUCGCUCCUCAGAUCUGGAACCUCCACUUGGAAACAAAGACUACUUUUCAUCUGAUGACCUAAAAGGACCAGAAGGGCUUCAUGGUCCUCCACUAGCUGGGAGGUAUGAAGGAGGAACCUCCAACAGGAGGCCAACCAUUGGUCACACUUAUGCUUGCCAGAGUUCCCCGACACAGCUGCACCCACCAGAAAAAAAGUCAUUAUACAAGCAUUCUGGUCAAACCCACGAUCAAGAUCCAAGUGUAAAGGAAGGCAUGAGGAACUGGAGGAUCAACUCGUAUCUUAGUAAUUAUGACGGUGGUGGAGAAGAGGGUUUGCCUGAACCAAUGGGACCUGACACGUUUGAUGAUCCUCCAGCUAUUGAGCAACCAACUGCGCCUGAAAUUUCAACAUCACGCUUUGGAGUGAAGGAGCCACCAAAUGUUUUCCCUAUGCCCAGACCAGAUUUACUGACACCCCGUUUUGGAAAGCCCAAACUGACUGAAAGCAGCAAUAAAGACUAUAUUCCAUCAGCAGCAAGGGAUGUGCUUUCUUCUCGCACUGAUUAUAGGUCUUCUAUUCUUGAGAAGGAAAAAGAGAGGGAGUCAGAGAGAGUUGCAGCGAGGGAGGCAGGAGAGGACACAACAAUCAAAGAUGCUCCAGAUCUCUUUCUGUCCAGACAUGAAUCGGUCCGAUCACGUAUCAACCCGCUCCUUCAACGCAGCUCUCGCCUGCGCUCCUCACUUAUAUUUGCAUCUUCCAAGACGGAGAUACACAGUGGCAGCUUAGGUCUAAAACCAGCGACAGAGGAAGACGAGCAGUUAGAUUCUGUACAAACUUCCUCCAUAGUGGCCCAAAUUCUUGCAAAGAGGAGGUCUCUGUCUCGUGAGCCAUAUGAAUGGCGAAAAAAGUUUGAGGAAAGACAAAAGGACAAGGAAAUGAAGGAGAAAGAGGAGGAAAAAGAGAAAGAGCCACAAGAAGAGAAAAGGAAUGUAGAGGUGAAAACUGAAAUUAAGGAAAAAGAGGAACCUCAGAACACAGACAAGGAAGAAAAAUCACAGAGUAUUACGAAACCUGAAGACCAGAAACCAGUGAACGUAACUAAUGUAGCUUCUAGACUGCAAUAUUUUCAAGAUUUGGAAAACAAGAGAAAAGUCUCAAAAUUGAACACAGAUAUAUCAGUUAAAGCCUCAGAGCCUCCAGAAAAGAAGCCAGAUCUUUCAGAGAAACCUCCUCUCAACCCUUCAGCUACUCUAAGGUCCACAACUGGGACAAUCAGUCCAGCAGACAACGAACCAAAGAAACCAGACAUCUCUGCAAAACUGGCAGAACUCAAUCGCAGACCAACUUCGCCAAAAGUCUCAAUACUCACUCCCAAGCCUUUUGUGAGUUCUCAGAAGUCUUCAGAGACGUCGCAAUCUCAAAAAGAGGAAACUGUGUCAGAAGGUCCAAAGAAGGAACUACCUAAGUUACUAAAGCCUCUGUCCUCACCGAAGAUCUUCAAGAAAGAUGCGUUAAAGUUAAAGGGACUGAAUCCUCGUCGUGUCUCUUGUGGUGAGGAGAUUCUAACCACAGAUGCAACAGAUGCAGAAAAAAGUGAGCUGAAAAAGAACCGCGCUCGUAGUUCUUCAACGCUGUCACAUGAAGACUUUAAGGAAGGACUGCAUAAGCGUAUGGGAUCCAGUACAUCCAUUAACACAAUCGGUGAAGGGAAAGGUGAUGGCAAGACCCUAGAGUUUCUAAAGAAACAGACUCAGAGGUUAAAGGGGUUCCUGGGGCCAAAGGAUAAAGAUAAGAAAGCCUCAGGAGAAGAGAGGAACAUGACCACGGUCAUGGAGGUAACUGAUGAUCCAAGCAAAAAUCAGAGCUCACAAGCUAAAGAAACCAGCUCCACUACAGCCAAUCAACCCGCAAUCAAUCAUAAGACCUCAUCGGGAACAUCGGGCUCAUCUCGGUACCAGUCCCCAGGAAGCUCGGUCUUGUUCAGCAGCAACCUACGAGAUGACACCAAGGUCAUUCUGGAGCAAAUCUCCGCCAACAGCCAGAAAAACCGUCAGGAGCGAGAAGAAACAGGAGGGGACAAAGGCGAUGUUGCAGACAAAGGACUGGAGACAUCAAACCCUGGGAAAAAGAGUCGCUUUCUACGAACAUCGGGCAACAGCCAAGAGAGGGAGGGCUUACUGAAGAGGAUAGAGAGUCUGAGGAAGGAGAAGAAGGUCUACAGCCGCUUUGAGAUGGGGAAUAGCCUGGGAUAACAAACGAUGGAGGAGCGACCUUUUAUCUGGAAACUGUUCAUGCAAGAUGAUCAAAAGCGUCUAUUGCUAACUUGUGCCAACAACACUGAAAUACUCCCUAAAAGUACCUCUGCCCGACUCUGUGGACUUUUCUGGAUUUUUACAAAGAAGUAAUAAAACUUGAAGAGACUUUAUUGAAAAUGCUGAAAACAAACUAAACUCGCUGAGUUUGGAAUGUGCUUUUAUGCCAAGACCUGGUACUACUUUGCCUUAUAUGGUGACUGAGAGGCAAAACGGACUACUUGCACGCCGGCUACGCGGGCUGAUGUUUCACCAAACGCAAGAAGGUUGGGUGAUUCGCCUAAAACUGAGCUUGUACGAACGUGACUGUGGGACUUGGAGGAGACAGACUGCACACGUUGCACCCGAGGGAAAGAAAAUGGAUACAUGCCAGUCCAGAAAAAGGAAUAAACAAAAGCACGGCAGUAUUAGACCAGAGUGUACCAGAGAUGUGUCGUUUUUUGGGGGAAACGUUUAGCUGGGAGUGGUUUUUAACAGAAUCGGAGAAAGUGUCCUUGUGGUUUCAUCAAUGUGCCAACAGCUCAUCAAGGCUGCAGCUAGAAAAAAACCCAGAAGAAGUACAUAGGAUCCAAGAGAUGAUAAAUAGAAAGUGUUUUCUAAAAGCUAACAUUGAGGUUGUAGUGAACUUUAUCCUUUCAGGAGAGUGUGAUCUAUCUUUUCAUCAAGGUGUGGACUCAAUGUUCAGGGUUAAAUAUGUCAAAUAUGCAUUCAGGGAGGAGCUUUCCAAGUCAGAGGCCAUGUUUUCUUUUUUGUUUGUUUUUAAUAAAACAGAAAUAAAAUUGUAAAUAUUCUACCGCUGCCUUGUGUCACUGGAAAAUAGAGAAUUCACCUGGCUGUUUCUGUCUUUGCUGAAUUUCAAACAACCUGUGAGGGAAAGGUUGGGUGUACGACGCUGUUCUGGAGCGAAGCCAUGAUUCCUUAAGUAACUCACUCGACUUUGAAGGCCUACGCCCUAAGCAGGACUCAGCUCAUGUUGGCCUGUAAGCACAAUUAAAAUUUUGUUAAACGCUCGCCAGCUUGACUGGGCAAGAAGCGAUUUUGUGUGUUCUUGUUUAGUAAUUCUGAAGACUGGAUAUUUUGCUAGGGAACAAUUUAAAGUUUACACAGUCUUCCAUACAGGGCUUUAUUGAGUGUAUUUAUAGAAAAGGAGGCUUUUUCUUAUUUUAUGUGAUAAAUGAGAUCACGACCACCCUUGAUCCGCUGUAAAGUUUCUAAAUCAGACGGUAAUGCUGGAAAAUGUUAUUGGCAUUGAUUAGGAGGAAUCAGUUGCACAGGGUUUUGUGUUUUUAAAACUUAAAGAGUAUUAUGUUGUGUUUUGAAAAACUGCAAAAAAAGUUUUUGUUAUUAAAUGCUUUUAAAAUGA
Molecule: messenger RNA, 5349 nt
Organism: Nothobranchius furzeri (turquoise killifish)
Lineage: Eukaryota; Metazoa; Chordata; Actinopteri; Cyprinodontiformes; Nothobranchiidae
Gene: sack1hb
Product: family with sequence similarity 83 member Hb
Biological process (GO): positive regulation of cell migration; intermediate filament cytoskeleton organization; protein localization to cytoskeleton
Cellular component (GO): keratin filament
Molecular function (GO): protein kinase binding; keratin filament binding
Source: RefSeq, a predicted model, not a curated record